GGCCCGGCCUCCCGCUCCUCUCCGCCGAACCGCUCACUUGCCAGCCCUUCGCCCCCGGGAAGAAGAAACAUUUCCCGGAGCGCACUCCUCAGCCCUCACUCCCCUACGCGCUCGCCCUCCCAUCCCCCUCCACUCUUUCUUUCUUGGGGGAGGGGGGCUGUCGCCUCAGAUUGAAGGCCAUUGAUUUGUAUGUAUUUGUCCCAGCGCCGGAGGCUGCCCCAGCCGCCCGCGCGGGUGCCGCCGCCGCCGCCAGUGGAGUUGCCUCCCUGCUUCCCUAGGGUGGUUAGGCUCCACCAAACAUGUCGGCUCCGGUCGGGCCGCGGGGCCGCCCGGCUCCCACCCCGGCGGCCUCUCAGCCGCCCCUGCAGCCCGAGAUGCCCGACCUCAGCCACCUCACGGAGGAGGAGAGGAAAAUCAUCCUGGCCGUCAUGGAUCGGCAGAAGAAAGAAGAGGAGAAGGAGCAGUCGGUGCUCAAGAAACUUCAUCAGCAGUUUGAAAUGUACAAGGAGCAGGUGAAGAAGAUGGGAGAGGAAUCACAGCAGCAACAGGAACAGAAGGGUGACGCCCCAACCUGUGGGAUCUGCCACAAAACAAAGUUUGCCGAUGGAUGUGGCCAUAACUGUUCAUAUUGCCAAACAAAGUUCUGUGCUCGUUGUGGAGGUCGUGUGUCAUUGCGUUCAAACAAGGAGGACAAAGUGGUUAUGUGGGUAUGUAAUUUGUGCCGAAAACAACAAGAAAUCCUCACUAAAUCAGGAGCAUGGUUUUAUAAUAGUGGACCCAAUACGUCGCAGCAACCUGAUCAAAAGGUGCCCCGAGGACUACGGAACGAGGAGGCACCUCAGGAGAAGAAGGCAAAACUGCACGAGCAGGCUCAGUUCCAAGGACCCUCAGGUGACUUAGCUGUACCUGCAGUGGAGAAAAGUCGAACUCAUGGGCUCACGAGACAGGAUUCUAUUAAAAAUGGGUCAGGAGUGACGCACCAAAUUGCCAGUGACAUAGCUUCAGACAGGACACGAAGUCCAUCAGUAUCCAGAGAUCAGAAUAGAAGAUACGACCAAAGAGAAGAAAGAGAAGAAUAUUCACAAUAUGCUACUUCAGAUAACGCCAUGCCAAGAUCUCCAUCAGAUUAUGCUGAUAGGAGGUCUCAGCGUGAACCUCAGUUUUAUGAAGAGCCUGACCAUAUAAAUUACAGGGACUCCAACAGGAGAAGUCAUAGGCAUUCCAAAGAAUACAUUGUAGAUGACGAGGAUGUGGAGAGCAGAGAUGAAUAUGAAAGACAAAGGAGGGAGGAGGAGUACCAGGCGCGCUAUCGAAGCGAUCCAAAUUUGGCCCGGUAUCCAGUAAAGCCACAGCCCUAUGAAGAACAGAUGCGUAUUCAUGCCGAAGUGUCCCGGGCGAGGCAUGAGAGAAGGCAUAGUGAUGUCUCUUUGGCAAACGCUGAACUGGAAGAUUCCAGGAUUUCCGUGCUGAGGAUGGAACGACCGUCCAGGCAGAGAUCUGUGUCUGAACGCAGAGCUGCCAUGGAAAAUCAGCGCUCUUACUCCAUGGAGAGAACUCGAGAGGCUCAGGGACCAAGUUCUUAUCCACAAAGGACCACAAACCGUAGUCCUCCCACCCCGCGGAGGAGUCCGAUACCCCUCGAUAGACCAGACAUGAGACGGGCCGACUCACUGCGGAAACAGCACCACUUAGAUCCUAGCUCGGCCGUGAGGAAAACCAAGCGGGAGAAGAUGGAAACCAUGUUAAGGAAUGAUUCUCUCAGUUCCGACCAGUCGGAGUCCGUGAGACCUCCACCACCAAAGCCGCAUAAAUCAAAGAAAGGAGGUAAAAUGCGCCAGGUUUCAUUGAGCAGUUCAGAGGAGGAAUUAGCUUCCACGCCUGAAUACACCAGUUGUGAUGACGUGGAGAUUGAAAGUGAGAGUGUAAGUGAAAAAGGAGACAUGGAUUACAACUGGUUGGACCAUACGUCUUGGCAUAGCAGUGAGGCAUCCCCAAUGUCUUUGCACCCUGUGACGUGGCAGCCAUCCAAGGAUGGAGAUCGUUUAAUUGGUCGUAUUUUGUUAAAUAAGCGUCUAAAAGAUGGAAGCGUCCCUCGAGAUUCAGGAGCAAUGCUUGGCUUGAAGGUUGUAGGAGGAAAGAUGACUGAAUCAGGUCGGCUUUGUGCAUUUAUUACCAAAGUAAAAAAAGGAAGUUUAGCGGAUACUGUAGGACAUCUUAGACCAGGUGAUGAAGUAUUGGAAUGGAAUGGAAGGUUGUUGCAAGGAGCCACGUUUGAAGAAGUAUAUAACAUCAUUCUGGAGUCCAAACCUGAGCCACAAGUGGAACUUGUUGUUUCAAGACCUAUCGGAGAUAUCCCUAGAAUACCUGAUACCACACAUGCGCAACUGGAGUCUAGUUCUAGCUCAUUUGAAUCUCAAAAAAUGGAUCGCCCUUCUAUCUCUGUUACCUCUCCCAUGAGUCCCGGCAUGUUGAGGGAUGUUCCGCAGUACUUAUCUGGACAACUUUCAAGCCAAAGCCUUAGUAGAAGAACAACGCCUUUUGUUCCUAGGGUUCAGAUAAAACUAUGGUUUGACAAGGUUGGUCACCAAUUAAUAGUUACAAUUUUGGGAGCAAAGGAUCUCCCUUCCAGGGAAGAUGGGAGGCCAAGGAAUCCUUAUGUUAAAAUUUACUUUCUUCCAGACAGAAGUGAUAAAAACAAGCGAAGAACUAAAACAGUAAAGAAAACGUUGGAACCCAAAUGGAACCAGACAUUCAUUUAUUCCCCAGUCCACCGAAGAGAGUUUAGGGAACGGAUGCUGGAGAUCACGCUCUGGGAUCAAGCUCGAGUUCGAGAGGAAGAGAGUGAAUUCUUAGGAGAGAUUUUAAUUGAAUUAGAAACAGCAUUAUUAGAUGAUGAGCCACAUUGGUACAAACUUCAGACCCAUGACGUUUCUUCAUUACCACUUCCCCACCCUUCUCCGUAUAUGCCACGACGACAGCUCCAUGGAGAGAGCCCAACAAGGAGGUUGCAAAGGUCAAAAAGAAUAAGUGAUAGUGAAGUGUCUGACUAUGACUGUGAUGAUGGAAUUGGAAUAGUAUCAGAUUAUCGACACAAUGGUCGAGAUCUUCAAAGCUCAACAUUAUCAGUGCCAGAACAAGUAAUGUCAUCAAAUCAUUGUUCACCAACAGGAUCUCCUCACCGAGUAGAUGUUAUAGGAAGGACUAGAUCAUGGUCACCUAGUGUCCCUCCUCCACAAAGUCGGAAUGUGGAACAGGGACUCCGAGGAACGCGCGCUACGGCGGGACAUUAUAAUACAAUCAGCCGAAUGGACAGACAUCGGGGCAUGCAUGACCAUUAUUCUCCCGAAAGAGACAGUCAGUUUCUUACCCUACCUCGCUCCAGAUACAGUCAGACCAUUGAGCACCAUCACAGGGACGGCAGGGAUUGUGAAGCAGCAGAUAGACAGCCAUAUCACAGAUCCAGAUCAACAGAACAACGGCCUCUCCUAGAGCGGACCGCCACCCGCUCCAGAUCCACUGAGCGUCCUGACACAAACCUCAUGAGGUCGAUGCCUUCAUUAAUGACGGGAAGAUCUGCCCCUCCUUCACCUGCCUUAUCGAGGUCCCAUCCUCGUACUGGGUCUGUCCAAACAAGCCCAUCCAGUACGCCCGUGGCAGGACGACGUGGCCGGCAACUUCCGCAGCUUCCACCCAAGGGGACACUGGAGAGAAACAAUGGAGUCAAGGAGAUAGAACCUUAUGAAGGUGCUAUGGAUAUAGAGGAGAGAAAUCGCCAAAUGAAAAUUAACAAAUACAAACAGGUAGCCGGAUCAGAUCCCAGACUGGAGCAAGAUUACCAUUCAAAGUACCGAUCAGGAUGGGAUCCUCAUAGAGGGGCAGAUAAUGUUUCCACUAAAUCAUCGGACAGUGAUGUAAGUGAUAUAUCCGCGGUUUCCAGGACUAGUAGCGCUUCGCGGUUCAGUAGCACAAGCUACAUGUCCGUCCAAUCAGAACGGCCAAGAGGAAACAAGAAAAUCAGUGUCUUUACAUCCAAAAUGCAAAGCAGACAAAUGGGCAUCUCAGGGAAGAACAUGACCAAAAGCACCAGCAUCAGCGGAGACAUGUGCUCGCUGGAGAAGAACGACGGCAGCCAGUCCGACACCGCAGUGGGCGCCCUGGGCGCCAGCGGCAAAAAGCGGCGCUCUAGCAUUGGGGCCAAAAUGGUAGCCAUUGUGGGCCUCUCCAGGAAGAGUCGCAGCGCGUCUCAGCUCAGCCAAACCGAAAAAAACCCCAGCUGUUGUGUGGACCAGGACUGCCUCGUGCACAAGAGUGCUCCUGUGAAUUACAAAUACUGACCUUCCAGAAGGGUCCUCCUCCAGUUUGCCCAUGUCUACAAGUUGCUCAGUUUUCAUUCACUUUAAUUGCUUUUUGUAAAUUAAACUGCGUUUUUGUCUUUCAAAAGUAAGUUAUGAAUUUGCUUCUUGAUGAUUACUUAUUUUAAGUACAGCAAACAACCAAACUUCUCCAUAAGUUAUCCUAGAGGAUAGCUGUUUCUAUGGGAGUCAAAAAAAAAAAAAAGAAGAAGAAGAAGAAGA
Molecule: messenger RNA, 4574 nt
Organism: Suricata suricatta (meerkat)
Lineage: Eukaryota; Metazoa; Chordata; Mammalia; Carnivora; Herpestidae
Gene: RIMS2
Product: regulating synaptic membrane exocytosis 2
Exons: 26
Coding region: 300-4334 (1344 amino acids)
Biological process (GO): positive regulation of synaptic transmission; regulation of synaptic plasticity; regulation of membrane potential
Cellular component (GO): cytoskeleton of presynaptic active zone; presynaptic membrane
Molecular function (GO): transmembrane transporter binding; small GTPase binding
Source: RefSeq, a predicted model, not a curated record